ACCUAAUCUCUCGUCAUUUGGAUUUGGGCUCCAUUUUCCCGCUAUCUUAUUAAAAGCCUAGAAAAAAAAGUGAGAACCAGCGCACCAGCAGGCAUCUCUCUCUUUCUCCCUCCUUAUGACUUCGGUUUCGACUUCUCUGUCUCUGAAGGACUACCUCAAGAAAUACACAGACUCGGACCAGGCCAAAAAGGAUAAGACGAAGAAGAAGAAAAAGAAGAAGGAGGAGAGAGAGAAGAAGACCGGCCCUAGUGGCGUACUUGUUGUGGAUGAGGACCCAAUAUGGCAUCGACAAGUGGGAGAAGAAGAUGAUGAGAGAGAAGAUGGGGAUUGUCCUGAUGAGAAACCCCAAGUUGACGAAGAUAUAGAGGUUAAGCGUAUGAAGAGGCUGGAAGAAAUUCGUGCUAAGAAACCCUAUCUUUCUGUAUCUUCAGAUGGGAGUGGAUGGGUUUCUGUCUCUGAUUCAAAACCCAAUUCCAAAACCCUUAGCUCAAGUGUUAGAGAAGAAUCCCCUGAUUUAUCACCAGCUCGCCAUCCACCCCAUUUGCCUUCUUCAACUAAUCAAAGACACGAUUCACCUGAUUUGUCGCCUCCUCGCCAGAAUGAUCGAAAUUUUUCUCCCCCCAAAUUGCCUUCACACUCGAGAAAAGAUGAAUCAUCCAGUUUAUCACCUCCUCGUCAAAAUUAUCGAAAUUAUUCUAUACGCAAAUUGCCUUUUUCUUCAAAUAGGAGGCAUAAUUUGCCUGAUUUAUUACCACCUCGACAAAGAUAUCGCAAUUCUCCUCCACCUCAGUUGCCUUCUUCUUCAAAUAGGAGGCAUGAUUCACCUGAUUUAUCACCACCUCGACAGAGAUAUCGCAAUUCUCCUUCAACUCAAUUGCCUUCAUCGUCAAAACGACACAACUCGCCUGAGUUGUUGCCUCCUCGCAAAAGGCAUCGAGAUUCCCCACCCCCCAAAUUGCCACCAUCUUCAAAUAGAAGAAGACACGAUUCCUCCAGUCUGUCUCUGCCUCGACGAAGACAUGAUUCUACUGAUUUCUCUCCACCUCGUCAAAGAGGUGGAAAUUCUCCGUCUCCCAAAUUGCCUUCUUCAGAAACAAUAAGACAUGAUUCUCCUGACUUGUCUCGACCUCGUCGAAGGGGUCGAAAUUCUCCCCAAUUUCCUUCAUCCAGAACUAUAAGACAUGAUUCUCCUGAUCUAUCUCCACCUCAUAAAAAAUGUCGAGAUUCUCAAUCCCAAUUGCAUGGAGGAAGAGAUGGGGGCUGGGGUGAAGUGAGAGACUUGUCGCCUUCGAGGAGAGGUGGGUCUAAGGAGAUUGAUCUCUCUCCUCCAAGGAAGAAAGCAAAGGAUCCGAAAGGGGCUGAAGCUGGACGGUCUGGUCUCUUCAUUGCAGGAGAAAUCAAGAAGGAGAUUGAGAAGAAGAAGAGAGAAGAGUCCUUGAGGUUCUCCCAGAUGGAUCCUUCUGUAAGUGGGCGUGGUGCAGAACCUGUUUAUCGUGAUAAAGAGGGAAAAAAAGUGUCGAUGGAGGAGUAUAUAAAGUUAAAGCAGGGAAAACCAAAACCGGAGGAAAAGAAGUUGGAAUGGGGCAAAGGCUUAGCUCAAAAGAGAGAAGCUGAAGCUAGAGAACAGGAACUGGAACUAGAAAAGAAUAAACCAUUUGCCCGGAGCAGAGACGAUCCUGAACUUGAUAAAAUGUUGAAGGAGAGGAUCCAUUGGGGUGAUCCAAUGGCUCAUUUGGUUAAGAGGAAGCUUUCUGAGCCAGUCCUAGAAGAUCUUGGCAAUAAUGAGGAAAUGAAGGAAUCAGGUUUUAUCAUACCACAAACUAUUCCUAGUCAUAGUUGGUUAAAAAGGGGAAUUCAUCCACCUGGAAACCGCUAUGGUAUAAGACCGGGAAGACAUUGGGAUGGAGUUGAUCGUAGCAAUGGUUUUGAGAAGGAGAUGUUCAAGAAACAAAACGAGAAACGCGCCAAGGAACAGGAAGCCUAUCUCUGGUCUGUGUCUGAUAUGUAGGAAAAGCCCUGUUUGAAUCCUUUUUCUUGGUCUCUGCAGAGAGAGAGAGGACGGUGAUAGUCUAAAUGCCACUAUACUUCCCAAACAAGAUUAGUUCAUGUUUCCGACGAGAAUCCGCUGUCUCUAUGUUGGAUGUGUCGAGAUUAGUGCUUUUUGUACGUUAGUCUUUGGAAGGCUGGCUCCACAAUAUAAUCGAAGAUGCUCUCUCUCUCUCUCUCUCUCUCUCUCUCUCUCCCUCUAUAUCUCUCUACCCCAAUUAACUAUGGUGAAAAUUAUUACGCCGUUGUUAUAGUGGAUCUUGAAUACUUCCCCAAAAAUUUUUAUGCGCAUGCACGUACACGCUCUCUCUUUUUCGCCA
Amborella trichopoda is the source of this 2366-nucleotide messenger RNA. RefSeq names its product pre-mRNA-splicing factor of RES complex protein. Gene Ontology annotation, biological process: mRNA splicing, via spliceosome. Gene Ontology annotation, molecular function: RNA binding. NCBI's taxonomy places the organism in Eukaryota, Viridiplantae, Streptophyta, Magnoliopsida, Amborellales, Amborellaceae. The record is from RefSeq and is a predicted model, not a curated record. Gene Ontology annotation, cellular component: U2-type spliceosomal complex; RES complex.